UGCUGGGAGGAGCUGCCCAGGUGUGCUGAGGGGCCUGUACUCAGGAAGAGAAACAGGGAGUCUUCCACAGCACUAGAAAAACAUCCCAACUCACCAAUGACAGCAAAGCAGAUAUUGGAAGUCAUUCAGAAAGAAGGUUUAAAAGAAACAAGAAAUGGAACUUCUCCAUUAGCUUGUCUGAAUGCAAUGCUUCAUACUAACACUCGAAUAGGGGAUGGAACAUUCUUCAAAAUCCCUGGGAAGUCAGGCCUCUAUGCUCUCAAAAAAGAGGAAUCACCAUGCCCAGCUGAUGGAACUUUGGAUUUAGGCUGUGAGUCUGAACUGGAUGGUACAGAGAUGGCAGAAGCCAGUGCCAAUGGAGAAGGAAAUGGAGUUUGUGUGAAGCAGGUAACUGAUGAAACAUCUUCCACUCGAGAUUCAAGCCUAACUAAUACAGCCGUGCAAAGUAAAUUAGUGUCUUCCUUUCAGCAACACACCAAAAAGGCUCUUAAACAGGCUUUGAGACAGCAGCAGAAACGAAGAAAUGGAGUCUCAAUGAUGGUAAACAAGACUGUUCCUCGUGUUGUUUUGACACCAUUAAAGGUGUCUGAUGAGCAGUCGGAUUCACCUUCAGGAUCCGAAUCUAAAAAUGGUGAAGCAGACAGUUCAGAUAAAGAAAUGAAACAUGGGCAAAAAUCUCCCACUGGAAAACAAACAAGUCAGCACUUAAAACGAUUAAAAAAGUCUGGUUUAGGACACUUGAAAUGGACCAAAGCUGAGGACAUUGACAUAGAAACCCCAGGAUCUAUUCUUGUCAACACUAAUUUAAGGGCAUUAAUAAAUAAGCAUACCUUUGCUUCUUUACCUCAGCAUUUUCAACAAUACCUCCUGCUUUUACUCCCAGAAGUGGAUAGGCAGAUGGGAAGUGAUGGAAUUUUACGCCUCAGUACUUCCGCUCUAAAUAAUGAGUUUUUUGCAUAUGCAGCACAAGGAUGGAAACAGCGGCUAGCAGAAGGAGAAUUUACUCCAGAAAUGCAAUUACGGAUAAGGCAAGAAAUUGAGAAGGAAAAGAAAACAGAACCUUGGAAAGAAAAAUUCUUUGAAAGGUUUUACGGAGAAAAGUUGGGCAUGUCAAAAGAGGAAGCAGUAAAGCUCAUUUCUGGAACAAACAAUGAUGGAGCUGAAAGUAGUAGUUCUUCCUGUGGGACCUCUGGCCUUUCAGGGCUUUCUGCAGAGAAACCCUUGGAAGAAAAACAAUCAAAAUGCACAAAGAAUCCAAUUCCUUCGGAGCCUGAUUACUGUGCUACACUUCAUCCAAUGGCUGAUGGAAGAAAAGAUGUAAUGGCAGAAUCAGAAUCCGAGGAUAUCUUAAUCCCGGAAGAAUCUGUGAUUCAAGAGGAAAUUGCAGAAGAGGUAGAGACUAGUAUCUGUGAAUGCCAGGAUGAAAAUCAUAAGACAAUAACUGAGUUUUCUGAGGAGUCUGAAAGUCCAGCUAACUCUCAGGAAGACCCUCCAGUAGCACCUCCUGAAGAUAAUUUGGAAUCUUGUGUUAUGAUGAAUGAUGUUCUAGAAACUUUGCCUCAUAUUGAAGUUAAGGUGGAAGAAAAAUCAGAAGCUCCUCAGGAAGAAAUGUCAGUCGUUAUUGAUCAGCUUGAAAUCUGUGAGUCUAUCAUUCCUGCCACCUUAUCUGUAACUCAUGUAAGUGACACAGAACAAAAGGAAUCAGAAUCUGCAAUAGAGACUAAUCCUCUAAAAAUAAAAGUAGGAUCAUCUUUGGAAGACCAGUUUCCAAGUGAAGGAAUCGCUGUUGAUAUGGAACUCCAAAGUGACCCUGAUGAGCAGCUUUCUGAAAAUGCUUGCAUCUCAGAAACGUCUUUUUCUUCUCAGAGCCCAGAGGGUAUCUGCACCAGUCUGGCAUCCCCGGGUGGGGAAAUACAAUCUACUUCAGAAGAAUCCUGUACUCCAGCCUCCCUUGAGAUGACAUUUUGUUCUGAAGUUUCCAGCACUGAAAAUACAGAAAAACAUAAGCAGAGAAAUCCUACUGACGAAAACCUUCAUGCAUCUUUGAUGUCAGAAGUGUCUCCAAUAUCCACUUCACCAGAAAUAUCAGAAGCUUCUUUGAUAUCCAAUUUACCCUUAACAUCCGAAGCAUCUCCAGUAUCCAAUGUACCUUUACCAUCAGAAACAUCACCCAUGUCUGAUUUACCUUUGACCUCAGAAACUUCUUCAGUGUCUUCCAUGCUUCUCACUUCUGAGACCACUUUUGUGUCCACUUUGCCACUUCCUGUAGAAGCAUCUCCAAUUUCUAAUUCUUCCAUGAAUGAAAGACAUCAACCCCAAAAGUCACCUUCCAUGUCUGAAGAACCAGUCUCCCCACAGAAACAGGAAGCUUCUACUUCUGUCAGGCCCCUGGGGGAAAGCCUUCUCUCUCAGCAGAAGAUCCUGUCAAGUGCUCCUGAAAUCAUCCUAAUGGGAUCUUCUUCAACUGCUCCUAAACCAUUUCCAGUUGAAGACUUACACAGUAAGACCUCAAACCAGCAGUCUUGUAAGUCAAAUGUUGAAGUUGAGAAGCCCUACCCAGCUUCCAUUUCCGAGCUUCCGUCAACAGAAAUGAUCCAAGUUAAAAGUCAUAAUGUUUUACAAAGGACAGACAAGAAAGGAGUUUCCUCAACAUUGGAAUUAUCUGUCUUUUCUGAGGAGACAGAAAGUAAAGGAAAUGAACUUACAUUAGCUAAAUUGCAGGACAAGCCAUAUGCCUCACCAGUGGAGAAGACUGCACUCCUAGAGGGCUCUCGAAAUAAAGCACAUAAGCAAGGGAGCUCACAGAAUCGAAUGGAAGCCUCCCAUAAUUCCAAAUUGUCAGAGCCUUCCAAGUCACCUGACAGCAUAAGAAAUGAAAGCAGAGAAUCAGAGAUAUCAAAAAGGAAAACUGCAGAGCAACAUAGCUUUGGAAUCUGUAAGGAAAAAAGGGCAAGGAUAGAAGAUGACUCCUCAGCCCGGAACAUAUCAUCUGGCAGCCCACCUGAAAAAGAACUGCCUGCAAGAGAAGAACCUAGAGUUCCACCUCUCAAGAUCCAGCUUUCCAAAAUUGGGCCACCAUUUAUUAUCAAGAGCCAACCCACCUCAAAACCCGAGUCACGAGCAUCUCCUAGUCCAUCAGUCAGCGCUGGGAGGAACACAGGAGCCAGGACCCUCGCAGAUAUCAAGGCCCGAGCCCAGCAAGCCAGGGCACAGCGAGAAGCUGCAGCAGCAGCAGCUGUAGCUGCUGCAGCCAGCAUUGUGUCCAGUGCCAUGGGGAGCCCAGGAGAAGGUGUAAAGGCAAGAACCCUGGCACACAUCAAAGAGCAGACAAAGGCCAAGCUCUUUGCAAAGCAUCAAGCCAGAGCCCACCUCUUUCAGAACACUAAAGAGUCCAGAUUGCCUCCCCUCAGCUCAAAGGAAGGGUCGCUGACCUUAGAAAUAGCUUCUCCUCCUGAAACAAAGAUCGAAGGCUCAACUGGUGUCAUUAUUGUCAAUCCAAACUGCAGAUCUCCUAGCAACAAGUCUGCUCACCUCCGCGACACCACCACUUUAUUACAGCCGCCUCUUAACCCAACAAAACUUGCAGAAACUGCCUCUGACUUAUCUGUGCAUAGUUCCGAUGAAAAUAUACCCAUGUCUCAUUUAGCCGAGGAAAUGGUCGCAUCUACCUCUUCUGAAAAUAGCAGUGUGCCCGUGCUUUUUAAUAAAAAUUCUGUCCCUGUGUCUGUUUGCAGCACUGCUAUGUCAGGAGCCAUUAAAGAACAUCCCUUUGUGAGUUCUGUGGAGAAGUCCUCUGUUCUAAUGUCUGUUGACAGUGCAAACACUACAAUUUCUGCUUGUAAUCUAAGCAUGUUGAAAACUAUCCAGGGGACCGACACUCCAUGCAUAGCCGUUAUACCAAAAUGUCUUGAGAGCUCAUCCAUUCCCACCGCGACAGAGGGCUCCAGUGUGUCACACUCCAUUGAGGACAAGCAGUUGCUGAUAGCAAGCAGUACUGCUAGUAACUUAGUCUCCAGCCAGUAUGCAUCUGUGCCAACUCCCUCCAUUGCAAAGAGCUUGACAAACCACCUCUCCACUAGCUCUGUCUUGAUUCCCCCAACAGGCAUCAGCAGCCGAUUUCCUUCUGAAAAGGUCUCUGUGCAGGGGAAUGAGGAGCAGGUCACAGGGACUGGGGGCUCUACUGUGAGAGCAACGCUCAGCUGCAGGGACUCAGCAGCCAUCACGGAUGCUCUGGUGACAUGCUCCCCCAUGGCAAUGUUCACCGGAAGCAUGCUGACAGUCAACUCGUAUGACAGCCCUUCCAAGUUAAGUGGUGAAAGUUUGGACAAACCUUCAGGACCUCAAAACAGGCCCGAUUCUCGUAAACCCCUGCCCCCUCCAGGAGGCUUUGUGCCCACAGCCAUCAAUCGAUCGAUCCCAUGUAAAGUUAUUGUUGAUCACAGCACCACGCUCACCUCCACCCUGUCUCUCACUGUCUCCAUUGAAAGUGCAGAAGCCAGCCUGGACCUCCAGAGCAGAUUGGUGAGAACAGAAAAGUCGGCCCAGCCUGUGACACGUCCUCAAGUGUCUGUCAUUAGCAGGCCUGAGCCAGUUGCUAAUGAAGCUGUAGAUCACAGUUCUAACUUGGUAGCCGCCUCCACGAAGCAAGAGUGUAAAACUACGCAGGCCGCCUGUGCGGGUCUCCGAGAAGGACCCCUGAUGGUUCCAGAUCCAUUAAAGGAGGGGACGAUGCCUAGCAAUAGCUUUGCCGAUCAGGCAAGGGGCCCAGUCCCAUUCAAAAGCGAAAAUGACACUCCCUGUAACAAUCAGUAUGUCCCAGGCAACCGGAUUUGCUGGAAUGAGGAUGGGAUGAGAAACACAGAGCAACCCCCUUUGAGUCACUCGGUUGCAAGUAAACAGAAAGACUAUCUAGAGCAGAGCUGCCCGAAGACGAUCAAAACCGAACACGCCAGCUACUCACACAUACCUGAACUUCACUCCAGGAAUCUCCUAACACAUGUCCCUCUCCCUGUGAAAUCAGAACCUCAUGAAGUGGAUAAGGGCUUUCGAAUGGACACUGAAACUUUCCCUGGCCCUGAACUUCCCCCUCCCGCCCCUGAGGCUGCCCCUAGUGUGCAGCAGACACAGAGCAUGAAGGCGCCACCCACUUCUGGUGCCAUGGAAGAGGCGAUUUCCUUGACUACAGACAACCUGAAAAGAGUCCCCAGCACAGGGAGCUCGAGCUGCCGCCUGUCAUCUGUAGAGGCUAACAACCCGCUGGUGACCCAGUUAUUACAGGGCAACCUGCCUUUGGAAAAAGUAUUGCCCCAACCCAGGUUGGGAGCUAAGCUCGAAAUUAAUAGGCUUCCUCUGCCUCUUCAAACUACCUCAGUGGGGAAAAUAACACCAGAGAGAAACAUUGUGGAAAUGCCGUCCAGCUCUCCAAAUCCAGAAGGCAAGGGCUACUUGGCAGGGACCCUUGCCCCACUACCCAUGAGAAAGCGAGAAAACCACCCCAAAAAGAGGGUAGCCAGAACUGUGGGGGAGCACACCCAAGUUAAAUGUGAGCCGGGGAAGCUGCUGGUGGAGCCAGAUAUUAAAGGGGUGCCUUGUGUCAACACUGGCCUAAAUCAGCUCGGGCACAGCCAGCCAUUUAAACAAGAGUGGCUAAGCAAGCACCCCAUGCAGAACAGAAUUGUCCACAGCCCCGAGGUCAAACAGCAAAAGCGUCUGCUCCCCUCCUGUAGCUUCCAGCAGAGUCUCUUCCACAUUGACAAGAAUGGUGGUUUCCAUCCCGAUGCUGGCACCUCCCACAGACAGCAGUUUUACCAAAUGCCCAUGGCUGCCAGGGGCCCCAUUCCCUCUACAGCUCUGUUGCAAGCCUCUGCCAAGCCCCCAGUGGCUUGUAAUGCGUUUGCCUUCAAUAGGCAUCUUGAACAAAAGGCGUUGGGCGAUGUUAGUCUUUCUUCGGCUCCUCACCAGCUAAGGCUCACUACCAUGCUGUCUCCCAGUAUGCCCAUCAAAGACGGUGAUGACGUGGGAGGGACUGCACACGCGAUGCCCAGCAAAGCCCUCGUGCAUCCCCCGCCCCCGCCCCCACCUCCCCCUCCACCCUUGGCUCUGCCCCCACCUCCUGCCCCACCACCUCCACUACCUCCACCUCUUCCCAACACAGAAGUCCCAUCCGACCAGAAACAAGCGCCAGUUACCAUGGAAACCACUAAGAGACUUAGUUGGCCACAGUCCACGGGCAUAUGUAGCAAUAUAAAAUCGGAACCUCUUUCUUUUGAGGAAGGUUUAAGCAGCAGCUGUGAACUGGGCAUGAAACAAGUUUCCUAUGACCAGAAUGAAAUGAAAGAACAGUUAAAAGCAUUUGCGCUAAAAAAUGCAGAUUUCUCUUCCUAUUUGCUUUCUGAGCCACAAAAGCCUUUUCCCCAAUUAACUGCUCAAAAAAUGCAGGUGCAGCAACAACAGCAGCUUUGUGGAAGUUACCCAACAAUACACUUCGGUAGCACGAGCUUCAAAAGGGCAGCAUCUGCAAUUGAAAAGUCCAUUGGGAUGUUGGGAAGUGGCUCCAGCUCUGCCACGGGCCUGCCUGGUCAGAACGCUCAGAUGCCCGUUCAGAACUUCGCCGACAGCAGCAAUGCAGAUGAAUUGGAACUGAAAUGCUCUUGCCGGCUGAAAGCCAUGAUUGUGUGCAAAGGCUGUGGAGCCUUCUGCCAUGACGACUGCAUAGGUCCUUCAAAACUAUGUGUAGCUUGUCUGGUUGUACGAUAAGAGCAGAAUGCAAGGUGCAGUAUCCCUUUUCAACAAGACAAGGCCAAGUGGUGUCAAUUACAAAAAAUAAUUGAAUAACUCAGUAGUUUAUAGCAUGCUAAUUUAUUUUAUUUUGGAGCAGAUUACCUUUUGGGUAUUAUUUUUUCCUUGCAUUUCUCAGAGAGGUGAGCUUGCACCCGAGCAGAGUGGCUUAGCAGCAUGUCCUAUGUACUAAAAGUUGCCAUUCUCAGCUUUGAAACAUGUGUCUUUCUACAUACAUAGCACCACUCCCAUUUAUCUUUUAUUCAUCCAGUUGUAGAUAGGAAAAUGAGCAUUUUUAAUAGAAGCCGGAGAAGC
Messenger RNA from Suncus etruscus (white-toothed pygmy shrew), 7092 nucleotides. RefSeq names its product ASXL transcriptional regulator 3 (gene ASXL3). Lineage: Eukaryota; Metazoa; Chordata; Mammalia; Eulipotyphla; Soricidae. Gene Ontology annotation, biological process: positive regulation of transcription by RNA polymerase II; animal organ morphogenesis. The record is from RefSeq and is a predicted model, not a curated record. The transcript is spliced from 13 exons. Gene Ontology annotation, cellular component: PR-DUB complex. The coding region runs from base 97 to 6756 and encodes 2219 amino acids. Gene Ontology annotation, molecular function: chromatin binding; peroxisome proliferator activated receptor binding; DNA binding.